Messenger RNA from Astrephomene gubernaculifera, 3835 nucleotides. Lineage: Eukaryota; Viridiplantae; Chlorophyta; Chlorophyceae; Chlamydomonadales; Astrephomenaceae. The record is from the annotation of a GenBank genome assembly.
CUUUGCCCAGUUACCCAUCAGUGCAUGUUUCUGUGCUGCAUGUGAUGUUUCCCUAUACAAGCCUUUGUUGACCAUUCCUUAGACAGAAUCUAGCCUGAUCCAGCUUGCGAGGAUUGUCGCAACCACACCGAAUUAGCAUUUGUGAUUCUUGGGCGUCAUCUACCAUGCCGUUUGGCUGUUUUGGACCUGAUGUAUCUGCUUCAAAGCAGGAGAAGGAGCGACUGCAGCUUGAACUUGAUCAAGCGAAGGCAGCUUUAGCUGCGCAACGAAGAGAGGCCGCUGAGCUCAAGAGUCGUCAUGAAGACGCCAUACAACAGCAAAUUAAGCCAGAAGCUCUUAAGGCAGCGGAGGAAAAGGCGGAGUCUCUUCGCCUUGAGGUUGAAAAAUUGACCAAGGACUUGGAAGCUGUUCAGCUGGAGGCAAGCGGAGCCCGCGACCAACUAAAGGUUGCAAAGGACGAGGCUGACAGUACCAAGCAGCAGCUUGAAACCGAGCGUGCUUCAGCACGGCAAACGUUGGAAGAGGUUGAGGCAAAGGCCACAACAGCAGAGGCCAGGGCCACAGCAGCAGAGACCAGGGCCGCAGAAGCAGACAACAGGACCACAGAAGCAGAGGCCAGGGCCACGGCAGCGGAGGCUAAAGUCGAUGCGGCGGAGGCCAGGGCAACAGAAGCAGAGGCCAGGGCCACGGCAGCAGAGGCGAAGGUCGAUGCGGCGGAGGCCAGGGCGACAGAAGCAGAGGCCAGCGUCACGGCAGCAGAGGCGAAGGUCGAUGCGGCGGAGGCCAGGGCGACAGAAGCAGAAGCCAGGGCCACGGCAGCAGAGGCGAAGGUCGAUGCGGCGGAGGCCAGGGCGACAGAAGCAGAGGCCAGGGCCACGGCAGCAGCGGCGAAGGUCGAUGCGGCCGAGUCCAAGGCUGCAGAGUACGCCACACAGGUCCAGGAGGCCAGCACCCGCAUCGACAUUCUGACACGGGACCUUGCAGCUGCCCAUGAUGACGCUGCGACCGCACAUACGGCAGCAGCCGCGGCACAAGAGGAGGCAAAGCGCCUGAACGAGCAGCUUGCCGCCGCACUAGAGCAGCACUCCAAAGCCAUCGCUGAGGCAGAGCUCCGCGCGACAGCAGCAGCGCAAGAGGCUGCUGCCGCCGUUACAGCGGUCGCAUCAGAGCAGACCAAGGAUGCCGCCACAGCCAGCCGGCAGCAGCUCGAGGCGCUCCAGACCGAGCUGGCUGCGUUGCAGGCCCGCCUGCAGGCCGCCGAGAAGGACGCCAAGGAGGGCGCCGCACUCCGCCAGCAGCUCUCGUCCGCCCUGGCCGAGGUCACCUCGCUAAAGGAGCUCCGACGGGACCUCUCGGAGCGGCUCUCCGACUCGCAGGCGGAGCUGGAGAACGCCAACCUGGUGCGACAGAGCCUGGAUCUGGAGCGGCAGCUGCUGGGCGAGCAGCUGGAGCAGCUGGCGGCGGACCGCGGCCGCCUGGAGAUGCAGGUUUCGGAUCUGGAGGCGGACCUGCUGGCCGCAGCCAUAUCCGCGGACAGGCCGCUGCUGGAGGCGGAGGAGGAUGUGAAGGCUCGCGGCAAGGCUGGGAAUGGCGGCGUGCAGCAGCAGACGGCGGAGCAGCUGGAAGCGCUGGGGGUGAAGGCGCUUGCGGCGCAGUUGCUGGCGGCCCGGCAAGAGGCAGUGGACCUUCGGAAGGAGCUGGAGCGGACCAUUGUGGGGCAUGUGGAGGAGGAGGAGAAGUUGCAGGCGGAGAAUGAGGAGCUGAAGGGGACCAUAGAUGAGCUCACGACAGCUGUGGAGGCAGCAGAAGCGAGGAUUAAGGACAUGCAGAUGGCGAUGGUGAGAUUGGCAUUGCUAGUUGCUGGCAUGGACAGGAUCAUCGGCAAUCACUGGUUAAAACAAGGGGAAACCGCUUUGCUCAGGCCUUGCCAUCCCUUCAAGCCAUGGUAUGCCAUGUUUGUACAGAGUGGCGAGGCCGUCCCUCCACCACUACCACCCCCGCGCCUCUUCCUCCCCUCCACCCGCUCGCAGACGCUCAAGGAGCAGCUGAGCGCGCAGCUGGGCAACACGCAGUACGCGCUGGACGAGGCGCGCGGCAUCAUUGAGACGCUGAGGCUGGAGUUGAGGGCGCUGCAGCAGGAGCGCGAGGCGCUUCAGGGCGCUCAGGCGGCUGCCCGUGCGGAGGUGGAGGCGGCGCACCAGCAGCUGCACGAGGCGCAGCGGCGCAACGUGGAGCUCACGGCGGCGGCGGCGGACCGGUCGGUGGAGCUGGCCAGGCUCCGCUCCGAGGUCGCCUCCCACGGCGCACUGUCCGACAGCAACACCGAGAUGACAGCGCGGCUGCUGUCCGACUACCAGGCGCUGCAGGUGGAGGCCUCGCGGCUGCGUGGCGAGCUGCGCAACAAGGACGAGGUGAUGGCGCUGCUGCAGGAGCAGCUCUCCAGCCUCACGGAGAUCGACCUGGACGCCAUGGUCAAGCAGAUCGACAGCGUGCAGCCGCGCAAGCCAGCCAAGAAGCAGAUGCCGGCAGCGGCGCCGCUGGAGGCGAUGAUGGCCGCUGCGGGGCUGAGCAAGGGGGCGGCGGGCGCGGGAGGAAGUGGGGCGGGGCAGGCGUCGCCGGCGAAGUCAUCGUUGGUGAGCAGCAAUGGCGCGGCGGCGGAGGUUGCGAGGGGCUCGGACGCUGCGUGAAGGAGUGCGUAGUAGUCUUUGGGCGCGGUGUGUGCGUGGGGGAUUAAGACAUAAUAAUGUUUCAGUGUUAGGAGCAUGUGUUAGGAGGGUAUGAUGGUGGGUACUAAGGCUGCGCAAUGGGCGUGACCAAGCAUCCAUCCCAGCAGCGAUGGAUGCUGCGCGAGGUUGGUAGAGCCGUGCAUGGUACAUGUGUAGGUCCUUGAUGACUGACUGGGUUGCUGUGUAUUCUAUCGUGCCCCUGGGCAAUAGCACAAGAGGGCCCCGCCGCGCUCGUGCUGGUGCUACAUGUCCCCGUGCCUCGGUGCUACAAGUUGCGCUGGUCAGGAGUGUGGGGCUGGCGUGGCUGUGGCAUACCGGCAGUUCCGUAGGUGCAUGCCUUUCCGGCCUACAUGCAGCUCUUGGCAAGCAGGUUCCCGCUGCGUGGUGCGCGAGAUUGCAUGUGGGGGCACAAAGUACUUGAUCUUGGAGGGCCUGGGUAGGCGCUUGCAGGGGCCUGGAACGCGAAUAGGCCUGGUGUCGGGAAGAGGGUUUGGGUCAUGGGUUCAUAGCUUAUGCUGACAUGUUGCUUACGCUGUAUGCUUGAGAAAUUAACCAUUGAGGGAAGCUCAAAGAGGAAGGCGCGCCUUGGAAGCAUCGCACUUUCUGCACAACGACGCAGGCUUCUUACAUCCCAAUUAUGUUAAUGCUUUCUAGUUAUUACUUGCGCAGCCUCCCCAUGCCCUGACUCUCGCUUUAGAUGUCAAGGAGCAAAAGGGUAUUCAUGAGACUUUCUAAUUCCGGCGGCUGUUGGCGGUCAGAGAAGGCAUGUCGUUUCUUGGUGUCGGUUUUUUUUGCGGUUGAGGACGAGCCUCGCGUGGGACUGGUGGAGUCGUGGCGGCUGUCGGUGACAAGCAUGUAUGGAUCGCGUGACGGGCACAGCCCCGGAUUGGGGGCUGCUCUCGAGUCGCCAUGCCCGCUUUUGAAGGCACUGCUUGCUUGGCUGUAAGUGCAAUGCAGGCGAGUACGGCAGCGUUUAUCGGGAUAGUAUGGCGGCGUUUACGUAGCCUCGCCCUGAGUUACGGGAAACAACUACCGGUACACACAAGCGCUAGCUGUACGGGACCCACGCUGUAACCCGUGAUAGCGGUAGAUUGCUGUGCAAUUAGGCG